Molecule: messenger RNA, 4896 nt
Organism: Esox lucius (northern pike)
Lineage: Eukaryota; Metazoa; Chordata; Actinopteri; Esociformes; Esocidae
Product: rho-related GTP-binding protein RhoU
Exons: 4
Coding region: 230-1060 (276 amino acids)
Biological process (GO): small GTPase-mediated signal transduction
Molecular function (GO): GTPase activity; GTP binding
Source: RefSeq, a predicted model, not a curated record
GACCACGCGGAGCGGAAAGAUGCGCGUUUAUUGUAGCCUAACGCUGCACGACUUCAUCUGUAGCCUACUAAAAUUAUUAUUACUCUCUAAUUAUCCUGUAUAGAAACAAACAAUACAUGUUGAGAGUAGAAUAACCAACAUAUGGGAUAUCAAGGUGCAAAGACCUAGGCGACUCUGGUAUUCCUGAAACGUUAUUCAACAUGGAUUAGACCUGUUAUUAGACAGUACAAUGCUUCCACAAGAUGUAGGACUGCAAAAGCCCCGGGUCUCCGAUCCGGCUCCGCCGAUUCCACCACGGCGGGACAAGAACAGAGACUUUGCUCUUUUAAAGCGCCGGCGGUCGGGCACCGUACCUGAGCGCAAGGUGAACUGCGUUCUAGUUGGAGAUGGAGCAGUCGGUAAAACAAGUCUCAUCGUCAGCUACACUACAAAUGGAUAUCCUACAGAGUACAUUCCUACUGCUUUCGACAACUUUGCAGCUAUGGUUGUGGUGGACGAAAAACCUGUGAGAUUGCAACUCUGGGAUAUGGCUGGUCAGAGAUGGGGGAUGGAGGAUGACACUAUAAAUGACGAGCUGGAACGUCUCUGGCCUCUAUGCUACCGCAACGCCGAUGUUUUCCUGCUCUGCUACAGCGUGGUGCGUCCCUCGUCCUUCCGCAACGCCACCAAUCAUUGGGCUCGCGAGAUCCGCCACCACUGCCCCGGGGCGCCCGUGGUGCUGGUGGGAACCCAGCUGGACCUGAAGGAAGACGUCCAAGUGCUGAUCCAGCUGGACAGGAACCAGGAGCGUCCGGUGGGCGCCGAAGAGGCCACGCAGCGGACACAGGAGGUCGGGGCCGUGUCCUUCGUCGAGUGCUCGGCUCUGACCCAGAAGAACCUGAAAGAGGUGUUUGACCAGGCCAUAUUGGCCAGCCUUCAGCAGUCGGAGAGUGUUCAGUCAGUGCUGCAGACGCAGAGCCUAAGGAAGAAGACCCCGGAGAAAAUCAAGAGUCUCUCUGAGACGUGGUGGAGGAAGCUGAACUGUGUUGUUGUUCAAGGAGAGUGUCAUGGUGGAGACUGAACACCCAACGCAGCGGUUUUGGGAUGUUGGAUUUUUCAACGCUUAUUUUUUUCUCUUAUUUUAUUACAGAUAUAAUAUAUGAACUGAAACAAAUAUAUCUUGGAAAAAGUGUAAAAGCAUUAUCUAGAGACUCAAGAAACAAUCUAAUGUCUAACAAUUCCAGGGAUCAGAUAGCAUUAUCAUUGCUGGCAAGAUAAUGACUGCAAGAUAAUGAAGUGUUAGUCAUAGCAUAUGUUAACUUCUUGUCAUCUCCCAAGUAGUAAAUAGUUUGGUUUUUGGAGUCCGUUAAUGUAGGCACAGCCAGUCUGAAUUAGGUGAUUGGAUUUUAGUCAGAUCCAAUAGCUGGGAUGAAUGCGAACAUAUGACCUCUGUGUCAUCCAGUGUAACUCCACCGAUGGUUGAAUGUCACCAAUGGGGGUAUGUUGUGGGGGACUACGAGAACCAGCGUGUACAAACUGAAAAAGGCAAAUUGCAGAGAAGUCUACUUUGUUUGACCAUAAAGUGUGUGAAUGUUGUUUAAUAUUAGAUGAAGUACAGUCAUCGUUCAGGGUUUCAUGUUUGACUGCACCAAAACGCUGUUCCUGUAUCAGUUGUCGCCAUUGCUGGACACCAAUUUAAAUCCAACACGGGUAAAGGAUACUCCAGGGCCUCUCAGAUUGACUCUAAUCGGCUUUAAUCUGCAGAUCAGUUGGUUUGGCUCACUCCUCUAAACCCUGGUCAGGUCUGGUGUGGUGAUAAGUCGUAAUGGUUCCUCUACAGCUUUCUAAUAGGACGUGACAAGACCACCUGGACAAAUUAGCAGGACAUAUGGGUUUUGACUGAAUGCCCUCACACAGUUACACAUUAAACCUGCAUCAGCCACGUCUCCAAGCCUGUCUCACUGCUGUACCACAAUGAAGGCAUAGAUUACUGGGUUACCGGGUUACGGCAUAUGCCCUAGGUUCCAGAGAAGGAUACUCAGUAGUUAUUCUUAUUAAUAAGUAGGUAGUUUCUGCAAAUGGACAUACAUCUCUGGCACCCUGAAGGGUUUUAAAGGACUUAAAACUAAGUUUGACAAUGGCAGAAAAUCAGAUUUUACUGAAUAAUGUCACUGAAAGUUGAAAAAGGUGGUGACAAGCAGACCUGAUUAGUUCGUGAAACAUUUAACAGGAAAAGGAGUGGUGAUAAAGUGAUGUAACAUCUUGUAAAUCUCCAGGAGGUUUGCAGAGAAAAUCCUGCAAUGUUCUACUGUCAUAAAAGAAGUUUGCAACUAGGGGUCGCUAAAGCAUUACAUUUGCUGUGCCACAAUUCGUGCUCUUUCGAGCGUCAAGUUGACUUAAGGUCAGUGCAUUUCUAUCAUAUACCUAUGUUUAUUAUUGGUAUGUAUGUUAUUAGUGACAUACAUCUAUUUAUACUGGUUAAAGGCAUUUGUUUAAAGCUGAUAAUCUACAGUGCCACUGAUAUAAAUACUGUAUGAAUCAAUGCCUCAUUCAGGUACCUAAUCCAUUUUAACAAAUGUGUGGUUCUGUAGAAAGUUCUGUAGCCUACAGUUAAGUCUCCUAGCCAGAGGGUGCAAUGACACUGAGUAAGACUUGUCCUAAGAAAAAAACUUUUUGAUGGAUAGCCGGUUCAGGAGAGUCUCCGGCGGUGGCUUGGGAUGUUAACAGUUGGAUAUUAAAUACUAGAAGCUUGAGACAGAAGUUGUUUGGCUCAUCGUUAUAUCCACACCUUACAGUUCCAACCUGCCUGAGUCUACAGAAGGUGUUCGGCAAAGAGUGGCCCAUCCACAAGCCAAAACUGUCCUGUCUAGGGAUCCCCUAACAUUCCCCUCAAACCUGUUAGUGAUCCCCCAAGAUUUAUUUUCAUCCAAAAAGACUAAAAUCACCAGACAUUACACAAAAGACGUGUUUAGUUUAGAAAACCUAGUCCCACGAAUCCCCGCAGGUUAUCUAACAUGUGUUACCUGAUCCUGUUCCAUUGUUAUCCAGGUAUACAAUUAUUGCUUUUUGGGCUUAGUUGUGGUCAAUUUGCUGUGUACAAAUAUUCAUUUAGGAUCAUUAUCCUCAUGUUCUGACCCUGGUCUAGAAAAUAUUGGCUCCCAGCUCAGCCUAGUCUCCUGCCCCUGUCCUAUUGUGUACCACACGCAGCGGGCUGUUUUUAGAGGACCUGACUGUUCUUACAAAGGGGUCUAUUUCCGUCCCCCCUCUUAGCUGUGCUCUUCAACUGGUUUUAUUGGCUCUGAGAGGCAUUGAGAAGCUAAGUCAAAGACAACAGCUCUGACCCUGUUGUGCCGUCAUGCAGAUCUACUCAAAGUAAUAGUUAUACUCAUGGGCAAACACAACUGAUUGUAGUCAACGCAGAAAUCUUAUUUCACUCAGCUUCAACUGUCCAAGUGCCUUCUCCCCAACCAUUCCCCUCCAUCAAGUCUUGGGCCCACCGCCCCUAUUCCCAGACGCAUUUCUCAUACUCUUUUUGUCAAUUAGGGAGGGGUUCUUCUCUGCCGGCAAUGUAACACAUGCGGGGGGGGGGCUAUAUUUAACGCCCAAAGCCCCCCUUUCAGUCCCAGCCUGCUGGUGGCGUUCCUCAAGGCACCUAUUUUGGCCCUAUUGCAUUUUGAAAUGCCAGGCAGCUUUAAAUAGAGCAGGACGAUGCCUGAAGAGUGGAAUUCUCAAGUAGAAAGUGCUUGGACGGACUUUGGCUCUGAAGGACACAACGGUUGUAUGCAGUUAGCUGUCAUUGUUGGUGUGACUUUAUAAUGAAUGUGUUACUGUUUUAACACACGUGCACCUACAGAAAAAAAGAUUUAAGGAAGUAUUUGUGUAUUUGUCUUUUAAAGAAACACAUUCUGACAUUGUCUGUCUCUCUCUCUAAGCUGGGUAUUUGACAGGUUGGUAUUUAUAGCCAGUUCUAAACAAAGGGUUCAGGGGGAUCUGCAUGCUAAGAGGGCCUUUUGUCUCAGCCUGAUGAUGUAUUAGGUCACGGAAUUUACUCAUCGUACACAACAUCUGAAAGGUCUUGUCUAGUCUGUCAGUGUGUCAAGCCAGCGGCUUAGUAGAAAAACCUUCAUAAGCGCAGCGUUGGAUGAGGAUUGCACUCCACAUCCUAAACUGGCUACGUUGGUCAUGGAGGUUGUUAAUGUCAGACUGGUUCAAGAGGGGAUGUGUUUAGUGAUUUUAUUGUUUCAGGCAAUUUUAGUGUUUUAUUGUUUCAGGCGGUUUUAGUGAUUUUGUGGUUUCAGGCACAACGGAGGGCAGAUGGAUUUCCAGGAACAGAAAGUAAUUUAACUAAAAUAAUAAUUUGACAUAAUGUACUAUCUUUGUAAAGACCUGCAUUUUAGGAAUGGGAUGAACAUUAAUGUGGGUUUGUGAGACACCAUUAGUAAAAAAAAAUGUGGCACAAUGUCCAACACACGUUGUAACAUUUCAGGUCUGUAUGGAUUGCAGCUGUCAAGUCAUUUGAGGUGGCGGGAUACUACCCAUAAAUGUCUUUACUCUUCAUCCUGUUGCCAGUGCUGGACAGUGACAUAGAUAGCAAGCAGCAUCGGUCAAUAAACGGUGGUAAAUAAAAUACCCUCACACUAUAACUAUUUCAGUUACUUUAAGAGUGAGAUGUAAUUAAAGAAAAUGAAGUGUCAUGUAUUAGUUAAUGAAAUUAUGUCUUUAGGGAUCUCACAACGAUACAUCAGUGUUGUUGUUUCAUAAUUCACAUAUAAACAUGAACAAAAAGAGACGACUCCUAUUCAAAUGGGAUUUUAUUCAAAGCAGUUUUUUUUAAGUGGAUGAAAAUUUGUUUGAAUUGUUUUUAAAUACAAAUAAAGUGAUCAAAAACACAAAUGUCUGUAGAAAUAAAACACAAUC